Molecule: messenger RNA, 2027 nt
Organism: Nymphaea colorata (pocket water lily)
Lineage: Eukaryota; Viridiplantae; Streptophyta; Magnoliopsida; Nymphaeales; Nymphaeaceae
Product: heparanase-like protein 2
Exons: 9
Coding region: 143-1726 (527 amino acids)
Cellular component (GO): plant-type cell wall; membrane
Molecular function (GO): beta-glucuronidase activity
Source: RefSeq, a predicted model, not a curated record
UUGAAGUCCCACCUAAUCGGUUAUCAAAAUCUUAGACCAGAUUCUAAGACCUCCUCUAUAAAUUCAUGGAGGAUUUACACGUCCAAUAGUGGGGAGAUUGGAGACGAGAAUUCCCAUCGAAUCGGUCUUCUGAGCUGAAACAAUGUCAGCUUUGUUCAUAAUGAAGACGUUGGUGCAUCACCAAAAGAUAUUUUCUGCUCUUCUGCUGUGGCUCGUCGUCUUCCAAGUAGUAGCAGCAGGGCAGGAGCCUGUAACAGUCACGGUGAACGGAGUGACCGCCAUUGCUGAGACGGACGAUAACUUUGUAUGUGCAACUUUAGAUUGGUGGCCUCCCAACAAGUGCAAUUACAAUCAGUGUCCAUGGGGAAGAGCAUCUGUUCUGAAUUUGAAUCUGGAAAAUCCGAUACUUCAGAAGGCCAUCAAAGCUUUCAAUCCUCUGAGGAUAAGAAUUGGAGGCUCAUUACAAGAUCAAGUUGUGUAUCAAAUUGGAGAGCAUGGGAGACAGUGCCCCACGUUCAGGAAGACCAACGAUGGGCUGUUUGGGUUUUCAAGUGGCUGCCUGCCAAUGAAAAGAUGGGACGAUGUCAACCAUCUGUUCAAUGAAACUGGGGUCAUUGUAACCUUUGGCCUUAAUGCUUUGGCUGGAAGGCAAAAGACAUCCGAUGGCCUCUGGAAUGGCCCUUGGGACUCCUCAAAUGCUCGUGAUUUUGUACAGUACACAGUUUUAAAAGGAUACAAUAUUGACUCAUGGGAGUUUGGAAACGAGUUGAGUGGAAGUGGAGUUGCAGCAAGAGUAGAUGCAAACCAAUACGCACAAGACUUGAUCACCUUGAAGUCCAUUCUUAAUGACUUAUACCAGAACUCAUCAACAUUACCAUUAGUGAUAGCCCCUGGAGGUUUCUUUGAUCAACAGUGGUACAGUCAACUUCUUGAGAACUCAGGACCAGGAGUCCUCGAUGUUUUAACACAUCAUAUUUACAAUCUUGGAGCAGGUGUUGAUCCUGGUCUCAAGAGCAAAAUUCUUGACCCAUUCUUUUUAAGUGAGAUAGCUCAAACCUUCAAAGACCUCCAACAGACCAUUCAAGAAUUUGGUCCAUGGUCAUCUGCAUGGGUUGGCGAAUCUGGUGGUGCCUACAACAGUGGUGGGCGUCUUAUCUCCAACACAUUUAUAAACAGUUUCUGGUACUUGGACCAACUUGGCAUGUCAUCCACAUUUAACACAAAGGCUUACUGCAGACAAGCCUUGAUUGGUGGAAACUAUGCACUUCUCAACACUACUACAUUUGUGCCAAACCCAGAUUACUACAGUGCACUUCUGUGGCACAGACUAAUGGGAAAUAAGGUUCUUGAAACCACCAUUGAUGGAUCAGCAUAUCUGAGAGCAUACACUCACUGCGCCAAGGACACAACGGGCAUAACAUUAUUGCUCAUAAAUCUGAGCAACACUACAACGUUCCACAUCACAGUGCGGGAUGACGUGAACUUGGUUCCAAUGGAAGUUUCUGCCGAAAGUCCACAGAGACAAGAGUACAAGUUGAGGCCAAAGGAUGGGAAUCUCGUAAGCCAAUCCAUGUUUCUUAAUGGAAGACCGCUGGAGCUCACAGAAGAUGGGGAUAUCCCUCCUCUACAGCCCACCAUUGUUGAUGGAAACAAGCCAAUAGCUAUGGAUCCUCUGUCGAUAGCUUUCUUCACUCUCAAAGAUUUUCAGGCUCCAGCAUGUGCUUGACCUUCGAAAGCAUGAACCACUGAUAAAGAAAAUGAGCUGAAAUCAUUGGGGAUCAAGAAAGAAAAGAAGACUUCCCUCAAUUUUGUGAACCACACUUCUGUUUCGUAGACUCAUCCAGAUAGUUUUAGCAUUUUUUAGCCUUUAGAGAUGUUGAUAGUCACAAUCUUAGGGAAUAAUUUCACUAUUCCUUACGCUUUUAGGUGUUGUCAGAGUCGCUGUUCUUUAUUUCUUUUCCAUGGUUUCGACUGAUUCCUUUAUCAUUAUCAUUGUUGACAUUUGUUUUUUGAGUGAUAAUUGUGGA